AUGCCCGACUUGGGCUAUUACGACCUUCAAGGGAUAAAAGAAGACGAUGCCCGCGCCCUACGUGCCUGGCACCAAGCCGAAGUGGCUCGUGGUGCCGUGUUUAACUUGCAAGAGGAUCUCGCUUCCUACUGUCAUCAGGACGUUGAGGUGCUCAAGAGAGCGGUACUCGCUUUCGACGAGCUCAUCACGGCCGCUGCAGGUCUUCACCCGUUUCAGGUGGCCAUCACCAUUGCUUCCUUGUCUAGCCGUAUACUGCGCACCAAGUUUCUGGAGGAGAAGACUAUUGGACUGAUACCCACGCGCGGGUACCGUGGGCACGACGUGCAAUCUCUGAAAGCGUUGCAGUGGCUGAAGUACAUCGAACAUCGCGAGGGAGAAGGAGUGUUUAUUCAGCAUACCGGGAACCGUGGCGAAGUGCGUUUGGCAGGUCGGAUCAAGGUGGACGGGUACGCCGAGUCUACCAACACGGUGUACCAGUACCACGGGUGUUUCUACCACGGUUGCACCACGUGUUUCCAGCCUCACACCGUAAACCCUUUGACGAACACCACGAUGCAAGAGCUACGCAAGCAUACGCGCGCGGUGGAGUUGCGUCUCAAAGCCCAAGGCUACAACUACGAGGAUGUGUGGGAGUGCCAGUUUGACGCGCAACUCAACACUCACCCCGAACUGCGAGCUCUCGUGGGGGAUGUCGAGGACGGAAAACCUCUUGAGUCUCGUGAUGCUUUUUUCGGAGGAAGGACCAACGCGAUUCGACUGCAUUGCAAAGCCAACGUGGAGCAGGGCGAAGAGAUUCACUACUAUGACUUUACGUCGUUGUACCCGUGGGUCAAUGCCAUGUGCGAGUACCCCGUGGGGCACCCCGACGCGAUCCUUACCGAGAAUUUCGAGGAAGAUCUUCACGCGUACAAGGGACUUAUUAAGCUACGUGUUUUACCGCCUCGCGACCUAUUCUUCCCCGUCCUCCCUGUCCGCGUCAACGACAAGUUGAUGUUCCCUCUGUGUCACCGGUGUGCCCAAGAGGAGGAGCAAGGCUCGUGCACGCAUUCGGACGAGGAGCGGGCGUUCACGGGAACGUGGGCCCACCCCGAGAUUUACAAAGCUCUAGAGAAAGGCUAUCGCGUGAUCCGUGUGUAUGAUGUGUGGCAUUGGGAACGCUGGGCACGGUUGUUUGAAGAGUACAUCAAGACCUUCUUGAAGUACAAACAAGAAGCGUCGGGGUGGCCCAGUUGGUGCACCACCGACGCCGACAAGAUGCAGUACGUCGACGAUUACGAACGCCACCAAGGCGUCCGUAUGGAUCCCAGCAAGAUCGAGAAGAACCCAGGCCUCCGCUCCGUAGCAAAGAUGGUUUGA
Molecule: messenger RNA, 1356 nt
Organism: Nematostella vectensis (starlet sea anemone)
Lineage: Eukaryota; Metazoa; Cnidaria; Anthozoa; Actiniaria; Edwardsiidae
Exons: 1
Coding region: 1-1356 (451 amino acids)
Biological process (GO): DNA replication
Molecular function (GO): DNA binding; nucleotide binding; DNA-directed DNA polymerase activity
Source: RefSeq, a predicted model, not a curated record